AGACGCCUGCAUUAGCGAUAGGCAUCUUUCCGACAACUUAUUCUUACUACAACACAAUUAUGGAUGCCAAUCCUCCCUUGGCACAGACAUCCAAGCGCACAAUCAUAAAUACCAUCACUGGCCCUGACGAUUACAUUAACUUUUUGCAACCAUCCGAAGAAGCCACUCCCGCUCACGAGACUAACACAUAUUACAGCAAACUGACAUUUACAAACACACUACACAGUGCCGGCGUCGAAAAACUGAUUACCACCACCCAUAUGCUCACGCAGGUGAUCGUAACAGAGUCACUACCGCCGCGCAGUACCACAUUGCUGGCAACAAAAGUUGGCCAUUUCAACGCUUAUGGCGAACUAAAUGUCACCAACACAAUGCCUAUAAAAAAUAACAUAGCAGGAACGUCACAAAUAUUAAUAGCGAGUCCAUUGCACAGCGAAUACGACAUCCACAUUUAUACAACAAAAACUUUCGUAACCACAUUCACGUACUUCAAAACAUCGCUAUUAAGUGCAAGCACCGCCGCAGAAACCAGCUUGAAGGAUUUAGUACCAACAACUAGAAACACGCGCAUCGUUGAGAAUGUCAUCACUGAAGCGGUGCCUAAUUCGUUGAUAAACAGCGAAUUGGUCUCGAAAUUUCGCGCUGAACUAAAAAAUGGCAAGCAUGAACGGCGCGUCAUUAUUACGACAGCGUCGUUAUUGAGCGGACAAACGCUGGAAAUCACGGCUAUGCGAGUAUUAAAGCCACCGAUGAAGACCGCUUCGCUGCAAAAUCAAACAAACGGAGAGCCAACAAAGGCAGCAGGAGGCCUAAAAAUCAGUCCGACAACUGUUUUUAUUAACCUGAACCAAAAAUUUACAAGAUUCACCAAAGCAAACCAUAGUAUUGUGAGCACAAUUCCGACAAAAAUAAUGACAGGGUCAGCUACAACGGAACCCACUGCACAAAAGCACAAAGAUCCAGUAACCACUAAAUAUCCGUUUGAAACACCGGUCAGUACUCGGCCACCAGAAAGCAUUUUAGCUGACGAAACGUCAUUUGAUGAAUCAGAUGCCAAUAAUGUGGAAGAAGUAAAUGGCGGCGGGGACACGUUGACAGCAGACUCCGAAUAUGACGCGGUCUAUGUGAGUAAAUCUCCGACGCUGGAGAAACCCUCAAAUCCGCAAAAGCAGCAGCAUAUUGAGAACAAUAAUCCAACGCACAACAAAAAUCGUCUACCGGUGGCGGUCAACCAGAUUAUUGGAUCGCUAAACUUCCAUCGUUUGACGGCUUUGAGGCCAGUCUUCAACGCAAUGGCCGGGCUGCUGCAAAGCAAUUUCCAAACCACACUAAAUCAAAAGAAUGUAAGUAGUAUGCAUCAAACACAGCAGCAUCUGCACCAGAUGUCGAAUUCGCCCAUACAGCUCUCGGUUCCGGCGGCUGCGCCAGCAUUAGGAGCGGCUGUCCUUCCAAAUGGCGUGGGUGCUGUUAAAUUUGACAACAUCACAGAUACAGAGAGUAGACACCACAUCGAGAGCAGUACAGCCAAAAAGCAGGAGCCCAUUUAUAUACCGGUGAAAGAUGCUGGAUUUGCUGUAGACAGUCGCAGGCAACAGUCGGUUACAGCAGCUGCUGAAUAUGCUACCGAUCUACUGGACACAAGCAGUGCUCAAAGUUUACACAUAAAGCCUCCGAAGGCAGACAUCACUAUCUCUGACGAUGAAGAAAGUAAGUUGCUGCUGCGCACAGCCAACGAUAUUUACCCACAACAGCUGGCCCAGCUAGCCAAUCGACAAAGACAAGGCGAUAAGAAUGGUUUCGAGACGUCUUUGAUAAAUGGCGGCAUACCGAUACGUCCGGGCGAGGUAAUCACUGCCAACUCCGACGUUAUCAUAGGCAAGCCAAAUGGCAUACAAUACCCGCUUAUGCCGGUGCCCAAAAGGAAUUCCAUCGAAAACAAGUUGCAGCAACAGCCACAAGCAUACGGAGACAACUUUACACCGAUCGGCAGUCAAAUGGGCACAAUACAGUUGUUAGAAGGGCAGAAAACUCACUACGCAUCAGCCGUUGACUAUCAGCAGCAACAAAUGUUACCACAAACAGCCGCGAAUCCCCACAGCCACAUUGCGAUCCACCGCCAGCAGCACCAGGAAAAUGAAAACCACUCUCCACAAAUCAAGCACGGGCCAAACGAAAACUAUGACAACAUUUUGCGGCCACCUCCCGUAGUCUCACUUAAGUUGGCCACCAAAACAAUGGUACCACUCUCACCACCGCCCAUGCUACCGCCACCAACCUCGACAAACUCAUACAUCGCCUAUGCGGAGUCAUUCGGCUUACUUUCGCCGCCUGCAUUGCCCACAUCGCCAACUCUGCCAUCCAACAACCCAUAUGCAUCUUCAAAUCCUGCGUCGUAUGUAGCCCCAAGUCAGGUACAUACUUUCACGAAUGAACGUAAUGAAAAUUUGGCCAAUAUUCCCAAGGCCCACGCAGGUUAUUAUGCGGAAAACUAUAGCAAAACCAGACCUUUUGGAGAGAAAUUAAUCGCAGGCAAUAAAGCACCUAACCUGUACGACAUUACGGUUUACACGCCAGCGCAGUCAAUCGAUUACUACCAAAAGCACACGAGGACGCCGCAACUGUCGAAUAUCGGUAGUGCGUUGGCUGGUGGAUCAAAUACUGCACAGCAUCAGCAGGAUGACAUGUCGAAGGCAGAGUUUUCAUCCUACUCAUACUCAGCGUUGAAUGCCACCUACGACACAAUACGUUCUGGUGGUGGUGCUGUAGAGUCAGCGCUGGGUGAUCAUGUGCCCAUAGGCUCGCCUUCCAACCACCAAAAGAUCAAUCUGCAUACGCAUGUGUUUAGCCACAAUGUAAAUAUGCAUGCGCCACCGUUGACAUUCAAAAAGGAAUCCGAAUACCCGACACACGCCUCGGCCGUGCAUGGGCAAAUACCAAGCAAUGCAGUCGGCCCAGGCCCACGCUUACCCUUCACUAUUGCGAACAUGCCACAUAUAAAAAUUCAACCCAAUGAAAAGCAGGUGCAGGUGAAUUUAACGCCCGAAAAUGUUAUCGGGCAAAUAAAUAAACCCGAUGCGCACUCAAAAGGUGCGGUAAGUAUUUACGUGGAAUCCCCAUCAACUACCUACGGCAGUGAAACAACUUCGAACAGUGCAGUGGUUGGCUCGUUCUCGCUCGACAACAGCCUGCCAGACUACUUGGAGACUCCCCAGAGGCCAGUUAAGUUAGUGCCGAAGACGCAAAAGUAUAACAACUACCCACAGCUUUACGUAAUGAUGAAUGGUAAUAGAGCCGACUUCAGAGAUGACAUUGAAGAUGUAAAUUCCUUCCAUCAAAUGCUCAUACCGGCGUCAUCGGCCACAGUGCAAAAUAUAUUGGCGAACGGCAAUCCAGUAACGCCAGCGCAGUUGACACUCUCGAGCGCGGUCAUACGACAAGUCCAAGAUUCCGCAGCUAAUGGCCACACCGCAGGCAAUGUAAAUGCAGUUGCGAGCGAUAUUAAUACAGGAGCAAUCUAUUAUGAACAUGAUGAUACCAUCAACGAAGUUGAAAGCUCUUCGAAUGUUAACGACUAUAAGGACGCGGUGGCUGAUGAUGACUAUAAUGGCGGCAGUAAGCCCCAUAUAGAAGACAAAGCGGAAGCCACAAGUCAUGCGAGCGUACCUGAUGUGCGCGCCGAUCAAAGAACAGCGUCUGCAACAAACAGUUUGCACAAGCAAAUCAAAACAAAACAGCAGCAGCUCAUACACUCAAUACGCUCGGAAGAUACCAUAGCACACAAAAACAAGCAGGUAUCCCACAGCACUCCACCGCACAAAUUGCUUGUGCAACAAUGGCAGCGAAAAAGUAGUCAACAUCACAUUCUGCAUCCGUUUUUGUCGCCUAAUUCAGCGCUGGAAGUCAAUGACUUACAUGGAACAUACGACCAGUCCCCUACCGCUAUGACGCCGAUAGCCAAUGAGAAACAAAACCAAGUACCCACAUCUGCGAGUAACGCUCAAACAGUUACGGAACAGCGACGACCAACUACAUACUACGUAUCUAGUGGUACUAAGUUAGACACCUACAUUAAUUCCGCACCGACAUCACCGACGACGAAGAACGUUAACAACAAAGUAAAGAGUCUCCUUCAUUCACAUCUCUUGUUGCGUGGCGUGCCAUUCACUGCCGAAACCACACCAGCCUUGCAGAUACAUUCAAGUCAACAACCUCCAACCCAAACAGUUUUUGUAGCUAAAGGCGAGGGAUUCAGGCUCCCCGAAAUCGGUGGGGAUGAAAUAUUUGUUUCUUUAGACGCCAACUCAGCUUCAACACGCGCACCAUAUAUCGUUGGAGAGUACAAACACGUGCAUACAACCGCAAAUGCGCCGUCAAAGGUAAAAGCUAAUAGCUAUACCAGUACAGCAGUAAUACCGAUGACAACCCCCGAGCCAAUCAAAACUGGCAGUAGCAGCAAGUCCGCGCAAAAAUCACCGCCACCCAGUAGCUUGCAAGCAGCUGAACAGAGCAUAUACUUCUUCGGCAAUAGUGUUACGCAGCCGCAAGCCACUCCUCGACCCCUCAAGGUGGAAGACUUUCAUACUAUAACAGCCUAUAGUACAUCGACGACAGCCAUGCCGUCGUCACCACAGGCCGUCUCGCAUGGACACCAUGAAAGUACGCCUUCCGAUAUGUCGUAUGCUGAACAAGGUAAUAGAGACCGCAAACACUCGAAUCGUGUGAACGAGUCUUUGUGGCGAGAGCCGGCGGAAGCAGAUAAAAAGCAGCGGAUUUCAAACAGCAAUAUAUCAAAAUAUGGGUACCAACAGUCGCCUGCGAAUAGGGUUGUUGGUUUAAAUCCACCGCCAUCACCGCCGGCAGCACCAGGACAACAGCCACUAUUGAUACUGCUCGCACCUGUUAAACUUAAGUCAAGUGGCAGCAGCAGUAUGAGCACACAUGUAUAUAAUAACACGAUCAACUCUAAAACGAUGUGGCAACCGCCGUUGCAACCGCCGUUGCAACCGCCGCCCUCCCAACCGCCAGCACCUACAGAACACGACGUCACUUACAUACCACGCAUACCAGAAGGCAGGCCAGUAAAGCAGCCGAAGCCCAUACCCACAACCAAAGCCGAUACUGCACGCAACACGACAAUGCACCAGGGCGGCAGUACGAAGUCCAAAUCAACGUCAGCCCUGGAAACGAUCAUGGCAGGAAACGGUAACUAUUUCGAUGACAAGACAGCUAUAAUUAAGCCAACGAGAAGUAAUUUCCUACAGGAAACAACCUCACCAGGCGCCGCGCCUAGCGAUAGUUUAAUAGAAAGCGUGAAUACCCUGCGAACGGUUGAAGAGUUUACUCACAAUAAAGCUGUCGCGAAGCCGACAAAGUCAAAAACUAUGGCUCAACAAUCAGGGCAUCAACAACGACACAGGGAGAAAAUACAAGCAGAGAAAACUUCAGCAUCAACAACAUUGCUAAACGAGGACCAACUAAAACUCUAUCGGACACCACUUUUGGAGUCAUCGGAGUCCACAGCGGUGGUAGCAGUCAACACAAUGAGCUCAAGCUCGAAUCCGCAGACAAAACUCUUGCACAACAAAGGCAGUAGUAAGAUUAUCGAAAUUGCGAAUCAAGCGGCCCCUGGGAGUUUCAACAACUUGCCUAACCAACGGAUAAAGCAGCGUCUGCAAGAGCAACGGCAACAAUUCACCAAUAAAGCCGAAAGUUUUCCACAGAAUACGUCACUAAAAAGGAUAAUAUUGUUGCCUACGAAAUACAUUACGAGAACACAGCUACUAACCGUCACAACCACACGCAGCACAGUCGUACUCACAACGGCUAAUGAACAGCUGCAAAGUAAAUAUUUUAUGGUAACGAGAACACAGACAGAAACGGUGAUCAACACGAUAACACACACUGAGUGGGCCACUGAAACGGAGACAGAAACGGCAAUCGAAGUGGCGACCAAAACGAAAACGAAGACACAAAUACGUACACUAAUACAGCCAACACGCAUCACUGAGGCACAUAUCAUACUGGCAACGACAACAACGACAAAGAUAGAAACAGAAACAAUAGCGCCGGAAAAAAAUUUAGUAGACAAGUUCGCCACCACUACAGCAACUGCGGUUUCGGUGGAAAGUACAGACAGCCAUACCCAAAUAAUUUACUCAAACCUCUACCAGAACCAUAAGCCAAGCAACGAUUUCAGAAAGCCACAACUCCAGCAUGAGCACGAAAACUUCGCUGAUGAAAUCAAUAGCAAUAGAAAUAACCACAGAGACUAUGAGCGCGUGCAAAUUUCGGAACAAGCAGCAGCAGUAGAAGAGUCUGCAGCCGAUACGACAACGCGACCACCACCUACCAUUCCAAGUGAGGCUAUUCCAAACGACACUUCAGCGCUUGGUAAGAUGGAUGAGAUAACACCAAAUAACAGUAUUUUCAUUGUUAUGACAAACUCACAAAACGGUGGUGGCAAGCGUAAACCUCUAACUGACAUUGUUUCUGAUGGCACACUUAGCGGCGUGAGUGAUAUUUCAAGCGGUAGUGGCAUCGACACGAAUGCGGCUACCAUUGACAUGGAUUAUGACGACAAUUUAUCGGUCUUCAGUUUGCCAACGCGCGAUGAGGAGUCUGUUGCUAUUCACCAUGACUUACACAAAAUUCCCAGCCAAGUGCUGCUCGGCGGCGUGCUCAUAGCGUCGCCGCCAAAACUAUUGAGCGGAUAUGACAGCACUGUUAUAUCUGAGGUUGCUUAUGAAGCGACCGUCACAGCUUGCCAACUCACAUGCAAAUUGUCGCGAAAUGAGGUAUGCGCACUGACAGAUCUGCGCUGGCGAUGUGUAUGCCGGCCUGGCUUUGCACGCAUGUUUCCUGACCGCCCUUGUAAACCGACCUACACAUAUGCCAUGCGUAUCCAGACAGAGCGAAUUGGCAACUAUAUGCUAUUGUACAAUAGCGCUUUGGGCGACAACUCGACAGAUGAGUACAUGCAACUAGCAACGAUCACGAAAGAGGCGGUCGACCGUAUGGUAAUGCAAUCGGACUUUCGCGAUAUCUAUCAUGGAGUAAAGCUUACAACCUUCACCCCAGUGGAAGCAUCGAUCGCGGCUAACGACGACGAUGAUUGGAAACAGCCUCCAAAGCGUGUAUCAGCUAAUUUCUUGCUACAG
Molecule: messenger RNA, 7157 nt
Organism: Rhagoletis pomonella (apple maggot)
Lineage: Eukaryota; Metazoa; Arthropoda; Insecta; Diptera; Tephritidae
Biological process (GO): Notch signaling pathway
Molecular function (GO): Notch binding; calcium ion binding
Source: RefSeq, a predicted model, not a curated record